Molecule: messenger RNA, 8981 nt
Organism: Lates calcarifer (barramundi perch)
Lineage: Eukaryota; Metazoa; Chordata; Actinopteri; Centropomidae
Gene: mtmr3
Product: myotubularin related protein 3
Exons: 22
Coding region: 340-4095 (1251 amino acids)
Biological process (GO): regulation of autophagy; dephosphorylation
Molecular function (GO): phosphatidylinositol-3,5-bisphosphate 3-phosphatase activity; protein phosphatase binding; metal ion binding
Source: RefSeq, a predicted model, not a curated record
CGCAAUGACGUCACAUAUCACGUAGGUUGUUGGGCUGGAGAAUUUGCUGCGAUGGCGACGACGGCUCUGUGCUGGAAAGGGACGCAGUGAAGCUGGCCUCGGCUCGGAUAUGACUAAUGUUUAUUUGAUCGAGGUCUAUUUGCUGCUUAGUAAUUGCACGGGCUUCGGAUGAAUCUUUGGCUCCUUACUUUUCAUCACUCCUUUGGCUGAUUUCCAUGUCUAACUUGUGAGAGUCUCCAGACAGGAUCAUCAGGACUGCUCAUCGUCCAUUACUGAUUGUUAGUGACUGGUCCAGGCCGGAGUUCCUUGUUGGGUGACCCACACUCCUUCACAGGGGCCAUGGAGGAGGAGGGGCAGCACAGCUUGGAGUGUAUCCAAGCCAAUCAGAUAUUCCCCAAGAAGUCCCCUGUCCUGGAGGAGGAAAACAUGCAGGUGCCCUUUCCUGAGCUGCACGGGGAGUUCACAGAGUAUGUGGGGAGAGCAGAGGAUGCCAUCAUCGCAAUGUCCAACUACCGCCUACACAUCAAGUUCAAAGAAUCUGUUGUCAACAGUUGUUGUUGUGAGGUGUCAGUUCCCCUUCAGCUUAUAGAGAGUGUAGAGUGUCGGGAUAUGUUCCAGCUCCAUGUCACCUGUAAAGACUGCAAAGUUGUCCGGUGUCAGUUCUCCACCUUUGAACAGUGCCAGGAAUGGUUGAAACGCCUGAAUGUGGUAGUUCGACCCCCCUCUCGCCUGGAGGACCUCUUCUCCUUCGCCUUCCAUGCCUGGUGCAUGGAAGUGUACGCUGGCGAGAAGGAGCAGCACGGCGAGCUGUGCAGACCAGGCGAGCAUGUGACCUCCUGGUUCAAGAACGAGGUGGAGCGGAUGGGCUUUGACACUCAAAACGCCUGGAGGAUAUCUGACAUCAACAGCAAGUUCAGACUUUGCCCCAGCUAUCCUCAGCAACUCCUGGUGCCAGCCUGGAUCACUGACAAGGAGUUGGAAAAUGUGGCAGCCUUCCGCUCCUGGAAGAGGUUUCCUGCUGUGGUUUAUAGGCACCUGAGUACGGGGGCUGUGAUUGCCCGCUGUGGUCAGCCAGAGGUCAGCUGGUGGGGCUGGAGGAACGCUGAUGAUGAGCACCUGGUCCAGUCCAUCGCCAAGGCCUGCGCCGUGGACAGCAGCUCCCGCAAACACCUCCCCAACGGCACCUACACCAACGGCUCAGACCUGCCUGACACUGACUUUGAAUCCUCCAUGACCAACAGCUCAGAAGUGGAGACGUUGGUCAUCCAGCCCCACAAGUUACUUAUCCUGGAUGCCAGGUCCUAUGCUGCUGCCGUAGCGAACAGGGCCAAGGGGGGAGGCUGUGAAUGCCCAGAGUACUAUCCCAACUGUGAGGUGGUGUUUAUGGGCAUGGCCAACAUCCACUCCAUCCGCAAGAGUUUCCAGUCUCUGCGUUUCCUCUGCACACAGAUGCCUGAUCCAGCCAACUGGCUUUCUGCACUGGAGAGUACCAAAUGGCUGCAGCACCUGUCCCUGCUGCUGAAGGCGGCAUUGCUCGUGGUCAACGCAGUGGACCGAGACCACAGGCCUGUCCUGGUGCACUGCUCAGACGGCUGGGACCGUACUCCUCAGAUAGUUGCUUUGUCCAAACUGCUGCUGGACCCAUACUACCGCACUAUUGAGGGCUUCCAGGUUUUGGUGGAGACUGAGUGGCUGGACUUUGGCCAUAAGUUCGCCGACCGCUGCGGCCAUGGAGAAAACUCUGAGGAUCUGAAUGAGCGCUGCCCUGUCUUCCUGCAGUGGCUGGACUGUGUUCACCAGCUGCAGAGGCAGUUUCCAUGCUCCUUUGAGUUCAACGAGGCCUUUCUGGUGAAACUGGUGCAGCACACCUACUCCUGUCUGUUCGGCACCUUCCUGUGUAACAGCGGCAAGGAGAGGGAAGACCGCCACGUACAGGAGAGGACCUGCUCAGUGUGGUCACUGCUGAGACCAGCCAACCGUACACUGAGGAACAUGCUGUACUCUUCACACUCCGAGACCGUUCUCCACCCAGUGUGUCACGUGCGCAACCUGAUGCUGUGGACAGCGGUCUACCUGCCCAGCUCCUCCCCCACCACCCCCUCUGAUGACUCCUGUGCCCCUUACCCUGUGCCCGGUGCCAACCCGGAGGAUGCACCACUGGGCAGAUGUACGAAAACUCGCUCCUUCGACAACUUACCCAGUGCGUGUGAGCUGGGAACCUCCCUGGCUCCGAACCGUCGCUCCAGUGACCCAAGCCUCAAUGAAAAGUGGCAGGACCACCGCCGCUCUCUGGAGCUCAACAUGGCAGUGGGGCCCGAGGGAGGGGGCAACCAAGAUCAGGAGGUGCGGCCUAACGGUGUGGGGCCUUACCCAGACGGGGUGGACUCUGAACUGGACGACAGCCCGCAGUCCCAGGGCUCACACGCUGAGCUCGGACAGGGAGUCUCUGUGAGCCCAAUGGGAGAGGAAGCAGAGGAGGCAGAGCUCUCUGUGGCGGUGGGCGUGGCUGAGGGCCAAAUGGAGAACAUUCUUCAGGAAGCCACAAAGGAGGAGGCGGGAGCAGACCCGAGAGAGGGAAGUGCUGCCGUCACUCAUGUCAUUAACACUGUUGACACAGAGGUGGAGAAAGAAGCAAAAGCUGAGGACGAGGAUGAGUGUGCAAAAGUCAACGGAACUGAGAUGCAGAGAGAAGCAUUUGCUAAUGGUCACCAUCCAGAAAAUGGCAUAAUGGAGGCUGAGGAGGAUGAUGAGUCUCCUUCUCUGCCCACACAGGAAGCAGAGGAGCUGGAUCAAAAGGCAGCUGAGGUGACUCAGACACCAGAGGAUCUGGUGAAGCAGGAUGUUGAAAACUCUUCUGUAAAAGAGGAGGUUGCACAUGGGCCCAGUGAGUCCAGCUCAGGUGACCCAGAGCAGCCUGCAGCCCAUAGAACUAUAACUAACGGCUUUGAGGACAGGUCACCUGAAGAGCCAGGUGUGGAUGAGGAGACCUGCCCUGACUCUGAAUCUGACCAUGGUGUCUCUGAGCCAAUCGAGCAGGUGGAUAAAAGGGUCUCCCUGAUGGAAAGCUCCACAGAGACUUUAACUGAGGAGGUUUGCAGCAGGCUGGAGCUCCCAGCACAGCCGCCUGUUUGUCUGAGCCGACAGCCCUGCACUGACAGCAGGAGCCAGCUGCCCUGCUCCAGGAAAGAAAAAGGGCUAGAGGCAGGUGAGCAAGGCUUUAUUAGAACUUUAAACGGGGGCACCAAGCGACCCUCUGUCAGUGCCUUUCAGUCUGUGAGUGCUGACCUCAGCAGGGAUGGGCUUUGUAAUGGCGACAGCUCUGACGGGGAGCCCUGCGGAGGUCCUCACUGGGCCAAAGGGAAUGGGGAGCGGGCCCCUUUGAGUCGACAGAUGUCGCUAGCAAGCUGUAACUCCCUGAUCCUCCACCCGCGGGGCAGCUGCUCCCAGCACCGCUGGUGCCAUGCCCUGCUGGGCCGGGCUGCCGCCAGCCCGGAGCAACCUUCACGCAGUCACCUGGAUGAUGACGGGCUGACGCUGCAUACUGACGCCAUCCAGCAGAGGCUGAGGCAGAUUGAGGCAGGGCACCAGAUGGAGGUAGAGACUCUGAAGAAGCAGGUGCAGGAGCUGUGGAGCCGCCUGGAGAAUCAGCAGCACACUGGCUCCCACAGGAUCAACGGAGACAUGGGAGACGAAGUGACCUCAAUGACAGACUCUGAGUACAACCUGGACCCCAACUGUUUGUCACGCUGCAGCACAGAGCUCUUCUCUGAGGCCAGCUGGGAGCAGGUGGACAAGCAGGACACUGAGGUCACUCGCUGGUACCCUGACCAUUUGGCAGCCCAGUGUUACGGCUGUGAGAGCAGGUUCUGGCUCGCCACCAGGAAGCAUCACUGCAGUGGCAGGGAGCCUGUCCAGGAGGUCUGGAACUGUGGUAACGUGUUCUGCGCCAGCUGUUGCGACCAGAAGAUCCCAGUGCCAAGUCAGCAGCUGUUCGAGCCCAGCCGUGUCUGCAAGACCUGCUACAGCAACCUCCAGCUCAGCUCGGUUCCCCUGGACCUGGAGCUGGAGAAACCCAUCACAGCCAGCUCCAACUGAGGCUCAGAGGACCGGGACCGGGAGGGGGAGUCAGGCCGGGCUGCCAGCCGCUGACACAGGUGCACUGCUGAAGAAGAGCACAGGAGCUACACAGAAUGUCCCAUGUACUUUAUGUGUGAGUGUGCGCGGCAGAAAUGGAAUUUAAUGUGUAUAUACAGAUGAUUACGUGGCGGCGGAGCUGAAUGACGUGUUUUGCGAGAUGCCGAGCGCUCUGAACAGCGGGUGUGCACAGGGGUGAGUGUGUGUGAGUGUGUGUGUGAGAGAAGAAAUAUAUUGCAUAUUUGCCACACAGAGGGUUUGUGGCGGUGAUGGGACUUCACUCCGAGGCCAGAGGAGUGAGAAUGGACUUCCUGGUGCCUUGGACCAGGCGGGCAGAGAGGGUCGUCUCACUGUUUUGUUUUAGUCUCUUGGAGGGCUUUGUUCCAUUGAAUCUGCUUUUCCCGUUCAUCCACACUUCUCAUCAGACUUCCACGCACCAUCAUAGACGACGUCUUUUCUCUGGAGCCAUGUGCAAAGUCUCCUGGCAAUCAUGAGAGUCCCUCAGUAUCAGAAAUGUCUGGGUAGUGAUAUUGUUUAGGGAGAAGCUUAAAGGAUCAGCUCACUCAAAUUACCUUUAUGUGAGAGCUCAUCUGGUAGGUUUCUGCUGCCGUCACAGUACAGUGGAGGUGAAUUGAAUUGGGGUUGCAGCUGUUAUUUCCUUCAUUGAUCAAUCAGCAAAUCAUUUUACGAGUUAAUCAGUCUCAGAAAAUAGUGAAAUUAAACCAUCAUGAUGUCUCAGAGCCCAGUAAUAACAUUUACAUUGUCCAACAAACAUUUCAAAAUCUAGAGACUGGUUUAGUAACAUAUAAGACACAAAAAAGCAGAAAUUUGUUUUCCAUUAGAGGCUACAAUAAGAGUGUUUGUCUUUUUUGUUUAAAGUGAUUAUCAAAUAAUCUUCUGCAAGUUGACUUUUUAUAAUAACAAUUUGUUAAAAACAGCAUUUAAAAUGGAACUCUGGUGAUUUAGAUUACACCUCUCUUUAGUUUCCAUACAGUUUUGGAUUUUCAAAAGACAGAUUAAAGCAAAAAUUGUCAAAAUCAAUACAGCAGAGGCGGAUACAUCCUGACUUUUAGUCCCCAGUACGGGUCAAGCUCCAAAAAUGCUGCAUCCUACAUUUCUCAUAAUUCAUAAUAAGCUGUCCCCAUAUUUUAAACUCCAUGCUGGUGUUCUGGUGUAUGUUUGCAGUCUCAACACCCAAGGAGACAUAUACCCUGAUGACAUCAUUUCCUAAGCCAGUGUCCCUAUUAUCUACGAUGAUCCACAAUUGAGUGAAGUGGGUGAACUGACCCUUUAACACACUGCGGGCUGAAUCUCAACUCAGCAUAUUUGCUUGCUUUUGUUUUGGUGAGUUUAUUUCAGCUUUUCACACAGAAUGGCACAGAUGUGUGUAUAUAGUAUAUAUAGUAUCUACAGCUUGACAUGUUAAUACAAAACCAAAAAAAAAAAGUUGUGACGUUUGGAGUUUGUGUUUUAAAGGGUGUUGAGAUUCAGCCCAGAGUGAAGACAGAUGGUAGAAUUUUGAAGGUCAAAGAUUUUUAAAAGCCUUUGUGAUCAGUAACAGAAAUGCUGUAUUCACAUCGUUUUCCGUUUUUAUCCUGAUGAGUAAAAGAUACUGCUGAUUAUUUUUUAAACAGAAUCAGCCACGUGAGUCUUACAACAGAACUUGAUAGUGAUCUCUAGAAAAGGCUUUAGAACAUCUGACCCUUUAACAGCUGAAGGCUGCUCAGCUCCUCCACUCUGACUGACUGUUAUUCCUCGUCCACUGGGAGUGUAAACGGAUGUGUUGUGGCGUUGUCGGUUUGUGUCAGACAGCAGACGAGCUGCAGGUUGUUUGUGCCCGACACAGACUGACUGAGUGUGUAAUCUCUUCUGUUAGCCAUACCUUCAUGCCCUUCACUCACAACAGCCCCCUUUUUAUUCUUCUUACCCAGCAGGCACUGGGAGCUGGAUGUCUCCUUGCUUUUCAGUCCUCUGGUGGAAAUCAGAAGUGAAGGUGUGAAUUUGACACAUUUGAAUUUCCAUGUUCAGAUUGUAAAGACAUUUUUUUUUCUUUUUUCUAAUGUUUAAUUAUUAUUUUUGAGGCGGCAUACGACUGUGACCUCACUCAUGAUUUCUGCUCUGAUUGGCUGAAAUGUGGAGGAGAGCAGCAGCAGCAGAAAGGGCUCUUAGCGUUUUCCUAAGUCUGUAACUCCACAUGAAAUGUGUCAGAGAAGCUUCACUGAGACGCCCGCUCUGUCUGACACCCAUUCACUGACCUUGCACACACACUAACACACACACACACUUUUUUGUAAAAUAAAUGAAUAAAAUAAUAUAUUCAGAUACUUAUAUAGCAUUUAAGAAAAAUGUAUAGAAUCCUUGAAUAGUGGCUCACUUAAUUAGUCACCAAAAAGUUGUGUGUUUUUUUUUUUAUUUCUUUGUUUUCUUAUGUUGUCAAUUGCAGAAAAAUACCUAUAUUUUGCUGCCUGUUGAAGAUGACAGGUGUGUUUUUUUUAAAUAGAAAAGCAGGGUGUCCUGUUUUGAUGCUGCAGUGGUUUUCCCUUUUAAAUGCGAUCAUUACUUUGAUUUUAUUUAUUAAAGUUCUGUUGUUGAAUUGCUGUUUUAAAAUCCAGACAAUUCAAAUUGCCACAGGAUAAUCAGUGUUUCUGUGAGAUGGGGAGUAGAAAGGUGGCUCUGAUCCGUGGCUACGACGACCUCGUCAUUUCUGUUUUGUGUCGGCCAAUCGCAGCUUGAAUUGUGGAUGAAAUGAUCCAGAUAAAAUUAAUGUGCCCGGGUGGGGGGGUCAGAGUUGUCAUCAAACAUCAUGUGACCUCUGACGAUCACGUUUCAGAAUAAAAUAACGAGUGUGUCUGUAGCCAAUGAGACGUCUAUGCACUGAGGAUUGUGGUCCAAAAACAAGCAGACUGAACCCAAAAUAAAAGCCCCCUGACUCUCUCUCUCUCUCUCACACACACACACACACACAAACAAAAUGACUCCAUUAUUUCAUCAAACAAACAAACACUACCUCUACUUUGUACACACACUUGUUCAUGCACACACACAUUCACACUGAGCUUGUAGUUGCUGAGUGACUCUUGCGUUCCACAUUCACGUCAUCAAGAAUGGCCUUUGUUGUUGUUAUUGAAAAUCUGUGUUUUUUUUUUUUCUCCCGUUAGUCAGCUGGAGCAUUUAAGGUACAGCACACGACCGCAGAACUUUGAUUUGAAAUGAUCAUGAUCUUCUUGUUGAGACUGCCAAUCUUGUUAUUCCUCAUCAAGCAGCCUGUCCUGUCAGCAGAGGGUCAGUUAGUCGUGACUAUCAGAGGAAAUGCAUAAAUCUAGCUGUGACUGACAGUGUGCUGUUCAACAGUACUGGAGCUGUGUGUCAUUGUGUGUCCAUGACAUCUCCUGUUGGAUUAAAUGCGGUGGUACUAGCAGAGGAUUGAAGUGUGCAGCGGAGCCGCAGUGGUCAGAGCAACAACAAGCUUCAAGUGUUUUUCUCACUGCCCUCUUGUGGAAGUGGUGAAUGUGUUUAAUUCAACAAGUUCACCUUUUGAAAUAGAAUGGAGGAAAAAAGCAUUUGUUGCCCCUCGUAGAAAGACGCUGUAAUUUUUAUAAAUUACAUAUUUACAAAACACUUGAACUGUCCAAACAUUGAUUUCAUUUUGAAUUAAUUUGGUACUGCUGCAUUUAAUGUGCAGCUAAUGAAAAUUUUGUUUUGACUCUGACCAUCCUCUUUAUAAACCAGCUCUCUGUUCUUUCUUCAUCUGCAAACUUGGAUCAACUGGAAUACUUAUCUGGAACCAGGAUCUUAGGCUGUUCAGUUUCUAAUGAUGAUGUAAACCUGGCCUCUAAUCAGAGCUCAGUGCUCCCAUUAUGUUCACAUGAUUUAUUCCAAGGCUUCACACUCCUCCUAAACGUCUGUGUCCUAAAUGUUGAAAAAAAAAGAAGUUUUCCAAUACAUCAUACCUCAUGAUCUCAUAAAUACAGAUAAAUCAAAUGUCGAAAAGAUGGCUGGAUGAGGUGUGUAAUUUCUCUUUAUCAGGCCAAGGCUCCUUCACUGUCUGCACACGCACAGUCACGGCCAGCAGCAGAAUUUUCACUCUGUAUUUUCACCACCGUCACAGGCAUGUGGGACAUCAAGCUUGUCUUGUUCAGCAAUCCAUGAAUGUGAACUGUCUUUAAAAAAAAAAGUAAAGAAAAAGAAAAAAAAGAGGCUAUUUUUUGCACAUGACAUAAAGUAGACACUGCCACAGAGUGCAUCAAAACAAAAGCUGAAACGGAAAGUGUGCUGUGCUUUUCAGUAUUGUAACGAGCAUGGUGGUUAGUGGUGAUACGUGUGUGGGAGGGUAGGGUAACGUGGUGAACCGGGCAUCAGAAACACACACGUUGCCGGGAUGAUCCCUUGCUGUGUUUUAUUUUUCCCCUUCCCAAGAAGUUCUCUUGGUCUGCAUAUGUUGUAUUUCUCUUCACUCACACUGACGUGCUCUGUCAGAGGUGUCACUGCGACGGCCCAGUAAUCACUUGACCUGAGUGUGAACGUGUGAAUGCAUCAAGCAUUGGAGUGACUGCGCGUGUGUGUGUGCGUGUCUCUUUUUGGUGGAGACUGGUGCCAAGCAGUUUUAUUACGGGUCUCUCACAAAGGGAUCACUCGUGCUUUUGUUUCAUCUUCCUCCUUUUUUCCCUUCUGUUUGAUAAGCACUUUGAACCUUCUCAUGUCUGUCAGAGGAGUGUGUAGCUGUACAUAGCAAUUUCCUGUAACAACAAGUGCUCCUUGUUCAAUCUGAAUAUUUUGUUUUGUUGGAUUUACUUUAAAGAGCAUUACAUUGUUGUAGAAUUAAAGUAAAAAUAAACUAGAUAAACCUA